Messenger RNA from Fraxinus pennsylvanica, 654 nucleotides. The record is from the annotation of a GenBank genome assembly. Lineage: Eukaryota; Viridiplantae; Streptophyta; Magnoliopsida; Lamiales; Oleaceae.
AUGGAAACCUUGUUUCCAGCUUCAUUCAUAUCGAAUUCGAGUUUGUUGAUGCAACAGAGGAAAAACACAGUAUGGACAAAAGAAGAAAACAAGAAAUUUGAGAGUGCACUUGCAGUGUUUGAUGAAAAUAAUCCCAACAGAUGGUUUAUGGUGGCAGCCAUGAUCCCUGGUAAAUCGGUGCAUGAUGUGAUAAACCAGUACAAAGAAUUGGUGUCGGAUAUUAGUGAUAUAGAAGCUGGAAGAGAGGCAGGUCUUGCAAUCAAGAAAGAAAAAAAGGUGUACCUUGGACAGAGGAGGAGCACAGACGUUUCCUGUUGGGACUUCAAGAGCAUGGCAAAGGGGACUGGAGGAACAUCUCGCGAAAUUUUGUUAUCUCUAAAACACCUACUCAAGUUGCAAGCCAUGCUCAAAAAUAAUUCUUCGUCGGUUACAUUGGUACAGAAGUCCAUUGGCACUCCAAAAAUAUUACUUGACUGGAAUCACAAAAAUAAUGGAGCUUCAAUGGUGUUCGACUCAGCUUAUGAUGAUCCAUUCAUUGCAUAUCCACAUGAUAUUGCAUCGCAUGGUACCUGUAUAGUUAACACAGGUGCUGCUAAUCAAGGGUUCCAGUUCUGUUUCACGGGAACAUUCCAAUCCGAAAGAUCUCUUGAGUGA